UGAACACAGAAUCCUUGUCAUAAUUAUAAGGAAAACUGCAUUUCUCUUAUAAAUUACAACUGUUUGGCACUUAAAAUCUGAUGUCUGCGGCUGGAAAAUCAGGAGCAAUGUUGGUGGAAGACCCAGAUCAAACCUAUGAGAAUGUCCUGGCUGAGAUUCAAUCUUUUGAGCUGCCCAUUGAAGCUACUUUAAGGUCUGUGUAUGAUGACCAACCGAAUGCACACAAGAAGUUUAUGGAAAAGUUAGAUGCUUGUAUCCGUAAUCAUGACAAGGAAAUUGAAAAGAUGUGUAAUUUUCAUCAUCAGGGUUUUGUAGAUGCUAUUACAGAACUCCUUAAAGUAAGGACUGAUGCAGAAAAACUGAAGGUGCAAGUUACUGAUACCAACCGAAGAUUUCAAGAUGCUGGAAAGGAGGUGAUAGUCCAAACAGAAGAUAUUAUUCGAUGUAGAAUUCAGCAGAGGAAUAUUACAACUGUAAUAGAAAAAUUGCAGUUAUGCCUUCCAGUGCUGGAAAUGUACAGUAAGCUGAAAGAACAGAUGAGUGCAAAAAGGUAUUAUUCUGCUCUAAAAACUAUGGAACAAUUAGAGAAUGUGUAUUUUCCCCGAGUUAGUCAAUACCGGUUUUGUCAGCUGAUGAUAGAAAAUCUUCCUAAGCUCCGUGAAGAUAUUAAAGAAAUCUCCAUGUCUGAUCUCAAAGACUUUUUGGAAAGCAUUCGCAAACAUUCUGACAAAAUAGGUGAAACAGCAAUGAAACAGGCACAGCAGCAGAAACUCUUCAGUGUUAUUCUGCAGAAGCAAAAUAAUGUAAAAUUUGGGAAGACUAUAUAUAUAAAUGAUAGAAUUCCAGAAGAAAGGAAUGAAAUUGUAUUGAAACCUGUAUUUGAGGAAGAGGAUGAGAAUGAAGAGGAGGUUUUAACUGUUCAGGAUCUUGUUGAUUUUUCCCCUGUUUACCGAUGUUUGCACAUUUAUUCUGUUCUGGGUGAUGAGGAAACAUUUGAAAAUUAUUACCGAAAACAAAGAAAGAAACAGGCAAGACUGGUAUUGCAACCCCAAUCAAAUAUGCAUGAAACAGUUGAUGGCUAUAGAAGAUAUUUCACUCAAAUUGUAGGGUUCUUUGUGGUGGAAGAUCACAUUUUACAUGUGACCCAAGGAUUAGUAACCAGGGCAUACACUGAUGAACUUUGGAACAUGGCCCUCUCAAAGAUAAUUGCUGUCCUUAGAGCUCAUUCAUCUUAUUGCACUGAUCCUGAUCUUGUUCUGGAACUGAAGAAUCUCAUUGUAAUAUUUGCAGAUACUUUGCAGGGUUAUGGUUUUCCAGUGAACCGACUUUUUGACCUUUUAUUUGAAAUAAGAGAUCAAUACAAUGAAACACUGCUUAAAAAAUGGGCUGGAGUUUUCAGGGACAUUUUUGAAGAAGAUAAUUAUAGUCCCAUCCCUAUUGUUAAUGAAGAAGAAUAUAAAACAGUCAUCAGUAAAUUUCCCUUUCAAGAUCCAGACAUUGAAAAGCAAUCUUUCCCAAAGAAACUGCCCAUGUCUCAAUCAGUGCCUCAUAUUUAUAUUCAAGUUAAAGAAUUUAUUUAUGCCAGCCUUAAAUUUUCAGAGUCGUUACACCGGAGCUCAACAGAAGUAGAUGAUAUGCUUAGAAAAUCAACAAAUCUGCUGCUGACCAGAACUUUGAGUAGCUGUUUACUGAAUCUUAUUAAAAAACCUCACAUAGGUUUGACAGAGCUAGUGCAAAUCAUUAUAAAUACCACACACCUGGAACAAGCUUGCAAAUACCUUGAGGACUUUAUAACUAACAUUACAAAUAUUUCUCAAGAAACUGUUCAUACCACAAGACUUUAUGGGCUCUCUACUUUUAAGGAUGCCCGACAUGCAGCAGAAGGAGAAAUAUAUACCAAACUUAAUCAGAAAAUUGAUGAAUUUGUUCAGCUUGCUGAUUAUGACUGGACAAUGUCUGAGCCAGAUGGAAGAGCUAGUGGUUACUUAAUGGAUCUUAUUAAUUUUUUGAGAAGCAUCUUUCAAGUAUUUACUCAUUUGCCCACUAACAGCAAUGAUCACGCAGCCAUGUCGGGGAAAGUUGCCCAGACUGCUUGCAUGUCAGCCUGCCAGCAUCUGUCAACAUCAUUAAUGCAGAUGCUCCUGGACAGUGAGUUAAAACAGAUAAGCAUGGGAGCCGUUCAGCAAUUUAACUUAGAUGUCAUACAGUGUGAAUUGUUUGCCAGCUCUGAGCCCGUUCCAGGAUUCCAAGGGGAUACUCUGCAGCUAGCAUUCAUUGACCUCAGACAACUCCUUGACCUGUUUAUGGUUUGGGAUUGGUCUACUUAUCUAGCUGAUUACGGUCAGCCAGCUUCUAAGUACCUUCGGGUGAAUCCAAGCACAGCCCUUACUCUUUUGGAGAAGAUGAAGGAUACUAGCAAAAAGAACAAUAUAUUUGCUCAAUUCAGGAAGAAUGAUCGAGACAAACAGAAGUUGAUAGAGACAGUUGUGAAACAGCUGAGAAGUUUGGUGAAUGGUAUGUCCCAGCACACAUAAACUUCACAUUGCUUGCACUCAGUGACACCAAAUCCAUGGUGUCUCAGCAUUGAUCUCUAACAGGCACUGGUCAUGAUACAGAAAGUUGUUUGCAGAAUUCAAAAAUACAGUAGAGAAAAGACACUGAUGAGAGAGCUUAAACAAGAAAGAAUUAUAAAUAUCAUUUGUAUGGAUUUUUAAAUAGCUGAAUAAUAUUUUAUAUAUGGAAAACCUGGCAUUAAUUUUUUUUUCACUUCUAGGGAAAAAAGGCAAAACUAAUAUAUAAAUCAGGUCAAAAAUUAUCUAUGAAACUGAUUGUAUAAAUACAUUAGAAGAACUUAUGCCUCUGUGUAUUGGUGUUUUUUCUACUUAGACUUGAAUGAUUUUUCUGUUUUGUUUUUUGUUUGUUUUCCAGUAUCUGGUUUGGGAAUGAAAUUAUGUCUGAUCUUUCACUGUCAUUUUCUGACUUCUAGCUUUAAUUUUCACCUCAAUAUUAUUUAAAUAGACUAAAAUUUCUAAUUCUGCUGAUUUCGAGGGAGGAACUAUAAAUCUUUAAAGGUCCCUGAAGUCAAACUUAAUUUAACCCAAUAAGAAUUUGAAUUAUUUGUUCUACUUGGGUGGUUUAAUUUAAUCUGAAUAUGAAGAAAAGGAAUUUGAUUUUCUAAAGAUGCAAGGUGUUUCUGUUCAGCAGGGUUAAUAUUUCUAACUAUAGUGUUUGUAGCUGGCCCCAUUUAUUUGGUUUGGUUUGGUUUGGUUUGGUUUGGUUUGGUUCAAGUUAGAAGGACAGAAACUAAGUGGGGCUAACCACUUCAGGUGCCGCUUGUGCUAGGAGAGAUGUGUUCCUACACACAGAAGUUACCACAGGGGUCAGGUUACUUUCUUCAAAGAGCAGACCUCAGUACCGUGUCCUCACUGUGGAAACAAGCCAAACCAAACGAACUCUGGAAAACCUAAAAUGAAUGUACAUUUUACUGUGUAAAGUACUGUGGUCCAGAUGGUAAUAACAAUCUGAUCCUUACUUUCUCUUCAUUGUAUUUAUGCUGAAUAAUCCUUUUGCAUUUUCAGGAUUUAUGCCUGUAAGAAACUUUUAUUUGACUCUGUAAAAUAAGUGCAAAGAAUUAUAUGUACUUUUCUUGAUUUUGUGAUUAAAUAUUAAAAAGGUUGA
This is a messenger RNA of Lagenorhynchus albirostris (white-beaked dolphin), 3678 nucleotides long. It is a transcript of the gene EXOC6, whose product is annotated as exocyst complex component 6. Gene Ontology annotation, cellular component: membrane; exocyst. The record is from RefSeq and is a predicted model, not a curated record. The coding region runs from base 81 to 2534 and encodes 817 amino acids. The transcript is spliced from 23 exons. Gene Ontology annotation, biological process: exocytosis; Golgi to plasma membrane transport; intracellular protein transport. NCBI's taxonomy places the organism in Eukaryota, Metazoa, Chordata, Mammalia, Artiodactyla, Delphinidae.